AUGAGUGCUGCAAUUUUCUUCAGGUUUAAAAGUGAAAGAGAGAGAUGCAUCAUUCCUAUUGAAGGUGCAGAAAUCUCAGUCAGAGAGCUUAAAGACAAAAUCGCUGAAAUAAAAAAGCUUAAAGAUGAUGGGACUCAGAAGAAAAAAGGCCCUAACCAAAAUUACAGCUUAUCAUUAUUGCAUAGUACAAAUGAAGAAGAAUAUAAAGAAGAAAAUGAGCUGAUACCAGCUGGGACUUAUAUUAUUGGGAAAAGAGUGUCUAGCGCCAUACCAACACCUAUACCUAUCAUUCCUGCUGAAGCUGGCCCAGCACAAAAUAAUCAAACAAUAAAGCCAAGAGAAGAAGAAACAGUUUCCUCAAAACUAGCAAAAAUAAUUAUUACUGGAAAACUCCCAAGCAUUUUAGCCUGCCAGCUAUGUAACAAAAUCCUGAAAAAUCCAUAUAUCACUACGUGCUGUGGAUAUACAGCUUGUCAGACUUGUUUUACUACAAAAUGUCCAGCUUGCAGCAAAGAUUUAGAAAUUAUCAGCGAUAAGCAGCUAGAAAAAUUCUUACUAAGUAUUGAAGACAAGCUGAGAGAAGUCAGAGACAAGUCUGCAGGGAUUACUGAAUUUCUGGAAUCAGCUAAAUAUUUCUUAUUGCAAGUCUAUAAUCCUCAAACCCUUGAAACCUCUUUAAAGACCUCAACCUACCCUAUUCCUCCAGAUAACUCAUUUAAGCUAAAUUCAAGCUUCCAGCCAGGCAAAAAUGUUAUAGUUAUUUUUGUUAAUAGCGCUGCUGGACAAUUUCAUGGCUGUGGCGUUAUGAUGUCACCUAUCAUUCAUAAGAAAAAUGAUAUAUGAGGCUCAAGUGAGUUUAUCAGUGUAAAGUGGCUUAGAAGGGCUGAUGUAAGCUUUGUGGAUACCCAGCAUCUAGAUCAUCCGAUUCCUCAUAAUUCAUUGACACAACCUGUUGAAGAGCUUGAUAGCAAUAGCGGAUUGGAGCUGUGCUUAAAAAUAGAGCAAGCUGAACAAAAAGAAGUCCCUGAUUAUCAGGUUUUUGAAGUAGAAAAUCAGACUGCUAAAGAAGAAGGUAAGAUGGAGAUUGAAGAAAUUGUAAAAGAAGAAGAGACAAAGAGAAAAAGAAGCAGAAGCCCAGAAGAGAAAAGGAAAAGCAGCCCACAUAGAAGCAGAAAAAGGUCGAAAGAAAGAAAAUCGCCUGAGUCUAAGUAUCGGAAUAGAGAAAGCCCUAAAAGGCACAAGCAUAAAGAAAAGAAGCACAGAAGAUAA
Blepharisma stoltei is the source of this 1269-nucleotide messenger RNA. NCBI's taxonomy places the organism in Eukaryota, Ciliophora, Heterotrichea, Heterotrichida, Blepharismidae. The record is from the annotation of a GenBank genome assembly.